GUUCUUUAUAAGUACAAAAGAAAUUACAUUGCAGGCGCCUAUGUAAUGUACAAUAAACCACUUUCUAAGGAAAAAAAGGCAAUAAUUAAAUUAAUUCAAUUUAUUAUAAACAUUGUUCUUUUCUUCUGUUAUUGGCAUUUAGUUAUUGUUUAUUCUAAGGAUUCAGAAGACAAUACACACUUAUACUGUAGGGUUGUGUGUUUGCUUCAGAAUGGUUUAAACUCUGUGUUGUGUGUGUACUUGAAAUGUCCUCCAGGAUUAUUAGGAUGCAGGCUUGAAAAAUAACAAUUUUCUUUGAAUAUUCACAUUAAUAUAAACUACAAGGCCGGAUAAAUACUAUUUAACAAAACCAGCAAACAAUACAAUUAUAGUAACUGAAAACUAGACGUAUAUAAUCUAUGGGAGUGAUGAAAACACGAUUAUAAAUUUCACCAGUACAGUUUCUCUAAUAUGAAACAUCUUAAACAUUUUUAAAGGCAUAUAAUCUGCCUUAAACACAUCAGGAUGUUCCUUACUCUUGUUUUCAGAUCCAUUAUGAUAAAACAAUCCUGAAAACUGAAUGUGAUUAAAUAGUCCUCACUUAUUUUUAUAGAUCUAAUCAGCACAGACAUACCAGCCCCUUUACAUCCCGUGUGUUUAAGUUAAUAACCUGUUGGAAGAGAGUAAAAUGUGUCUCCUUGCACCUCUGCUCUGUGCUGAAAACGCAUAAUGGGCUCUUUCCAAUACAAAACACACUUAUGUCAUUCAUUAGAUGGGCAAACACCCUAAUGUGUUGGUGCCCCAAGCAGGUCACCUCAAGGUCAGCACCAGAUGACCAGCACUCACCCCGACUCACUUCAAAUGUCCCCAUCAUCACUGUGUCUGAACAUUCUUGGGAUUUCAUUAAUAAUUGUUUAAUAGCACCUGACAGAGCUUGAAGGUUUAGUCUGUGAUCGGGUUUAAAAGACUUCACCUCUUUGUUGUUCUAGGUGUGGUAAAAAUGUAGCCAUUCAUAGGUUUUAAUAGAGGACAGAAGUAUAAGGAAGAUUAUAAGAAGAAUUAAUCAUUCAUUUGUAGCUUUCCGUAGCACUUUAGUAGCACCAAGUCUGUGGAUUUGUGGCAGGCAAAUCUUUUUGUUUAGUUUGAAAAUAGCUUAUCUGACUUUAAUUUGUGUCGAUGAUUUCAAACAAGUUAAAUACAAAUAAACAAGAAAACAAUGGACCCAGUAGUGGAAGCGCUGGCAGGCUUUAUGGGCUUUUUGAGCUGGAUUAUGGUUGGUUUUGCCCUUCCACAUCGAUACUGGAAGGAGUCUACGAUGGACGGUAACAUUAUUACCAUUUCAACCGUCUACGAAAACCUAUGGAUGUCCUGUGCUACUGAGUCUACUGGAGUUCACACCUGCCGGGAUUUCCCUUCUCUAAUUGCACUGAGUGGGUACAUUCAAGCCACCCGAGGACUGAUGAUUGCCUCCAUUGUGCUUGGGACAUUUGGCAUUGUGGGUACUCUCAUAGGAAUGCAGUGUUCCAAAAUAGGAGGCGAAAACUACGUUCUUAAGGGGAGGAUAGCAGCAAUCGGAGGAGUGUUCUUUAUACUUCAAGGGCUCUGCACCAUGAUUGCCGUGUCUUGGUAUGCAGCCAACAUCACCCAGCAGUUCUUUGACCAAUUUUAUGCAGGAAUAAAGUAUGAGAUUGGACAGGGCCUCUACAUCGGCUGGUCUUCUGCUGUCCUUGCACUCUGUGGAGGCUCGUGUCUGUUAUGUGCCUGCAUAUCCAACAGCCCUGGUGAAAAAACCCCUUAUCCGUACCACCCACCCUCCAGAGGACAGGUGCGGUCAACAGUAGCAACGUCUCAAACUCCCAGCAACUAUGGAAGAAACGCUUACGUCUGAGAAGUCCAAGGAAAGCAGACCCUCAGAGCUGUCGAGGGUCCCCUGACUGCUGACGUGUGGACCAGCCGUGCUACAGAGGCGUACCUUGGUGUGUCCUGCCAUUACAAUGGUGUUCUGCUGAGCUGUGGUGGCCUCAUGGAGGGGGCCAUCGGCUUGAACACUGUUGCUAACCACUUAAACCUUCUCCCUCUCCUGAUAAUAACACUUUACUUUCUUUGACAUUGAAUGUGCUACUACUAGUUUACCCUUUUAAUUAUAGAUUCACUAGAAUAAAUACAAUAAAGUUUAUCUCUCAGCAAAUAGAAUAUUUACUAAGAAAUCACAAUGUAACCAUAGAAACAGUACUUGGUAUUUAUGUUGUGUGCGUGGAUGUGUGUGUGU
This is a messenger RNA of Nothobranchius furzeri (turquoise killifish), 2248 nucleotides long. RefSeq names its product claudin-15. NCBI's taxonomy places the organism in Eukaryota, Metazoa, Chordata, Actinopteri, Cyprinodontiformes, Nothobranchiidae. Gene Ontology annotation, biological process: cell adhesion; bicellular tight junction assembly. Gene Ontology annotation, cellular component: bicellular tight junction; plasma membrane. The record is from RefSeq and is a predicted model, not a curated record. Gene Ontology annotation, molecular function: structural molecule activity.